Messenger RNA from Lontra canadensis (Northern American river otter), 4371 nucleotides. It is a transcript of the gene CHL1, whose product is annotated as cell adhesion molecule L1 like. Gene Ontology annotation, molecular function: protein binding. The coding region runs from base 507 to 4184 and encodes 1225 amino acids. NCBI's taxonomy places the organism in Eukaryota, Metazoa, Chordata, Mammalia, Carnivora, Mustelidae. Gene Ontology annotation, cellular component: axon; plasma membrane. The transcript has 27 exons. Gene Ontology annotation, biological process: axon guidance; cell-cell adhesion. The record is from RefSeq and is a predicted model, not a curated record.
AUCUGUAGACAGCAGGUUGUGGGGGGCGGGGGGACGGCAAGAAAAGGGGAGGUUUCGGAGUUCCACCGUGGGGGCUAGAGGCCAGGCCGGGGGCGUGGUUGCCAUGGCUCCUUGGUAGCUGAGCUGGGGGAGCUAGAGAUGCCAGUCACGGAUGGUCCCUUCUUCUUUGUGCCUCUCUCUCCUUUUUUUUUUUUUUUUUUUUUUUGAGUGAGUGAGAGUGUGCGUGGGGAGGGAGAAAGUGAUUAAUUUGGAGAGCAGGGAUUGGAGCCUGGAGGCUGGGAGGCUGGGGAACGCCGGCCCCUUGAUUCCCACUCCUCUUGCGCGCCGGGUGAGCAGCACUUUCUCAGUCAGGGGCUGGGCUGAGGAAUUCCUGCGAAAACCCAAGGGCCGAAGAAGCCGCUGUCGCGCGGGCCCAGGUGAACUACAUUCUUCUCAGCCUUAAACCAAAAGUAAAAGGAAACAUUACGAUUUUCAUUCUUCCUGAGUUGCCUCCGUCCUGAAGAGCAAUGGAGAUGCUGUUAGGAGGAAGAGGAUUAAUUGUAUCUCUAAUUUGUCUCCUGUUGAAAUUCUCUACAGCCAUGGAUAUACCACUGUCAGUUCAACAGGUUCCAACAAUCAUAAAACAGUCAAAAGUGCAAGUUGCCUUUCCCUUUGAUGAAUAUUUUCAAAUCGAAUGUGAAGCUAAAGGAAAUCCGGAACCAAUAUUUACGUGGACUAAGGAUGACAAGCCUUUUGAUCUCUCUGACUCUCGGAUAAUUGUAUCUAACAACUCAGGAACCUUUAAGAUCCCAAAUGAGGGGCACGUAUCUCAUUUUCAAGGGAAAUACCGUUGCUUUGCUUCUAAUAAACUGGGAGUUGCUAUGUCAGAAGAAAUAGAAUUUAUAGUUCCAAAUGUUCCAAAAUUCCCAAAAGAAAAAAUUGACCCUCUUGAAGUGGAGGAGGGAGAUCCAAUUGUCCUCCCGUGCAACCCUCCCAAAGGCCUCCCACCUUUACACAUUUACUGGAUGAAUAUUGAAUUAGAACACAUCGAACAAGAUGAAAGAGUAUACAUGAGUCAAAAGGGAGAUCUGUACUUUGCGAAUGUGGAAGAAAAAGACAGUCGGAAUGAUUACUGUUGCUUUGCUGCAUUUCCAAGAUUGAGGACUAUUGUGCAGAAAAUGCCAAUGAAACUAACAGUUAACAGUUUAAGGCAUGCUAAUGACUCAAGUUCAUCCACAGAAAUUGGUUCCAAGGCCAAUUCGAUCAAGCAGAGGAACCCCAGACUGCUGUUGCCUCCUCCUGAACGUGGCAGCGAAUCGUCAGUUACCAUCCUCAAAGGGGACACCCUGCUCCUGGAGUGUUUUGCAGAAGGCCUACCAACUCCACAGGUUGAUUGGAACAAAAUAGGUGGUGAUUUACCAAAGGGAAGAGAAACAAAAGAAAAUUAUGGCAAGACUUUGAAGAUAGAGAAUGUCUCCCACCGGGACAGAGGAAAUUAUCGGUGUACAGCCAACAAUUUCUUAGGAUCGACAACUCAUGAUUUUCAUGUUAUAGUAGAAGAGCCUCCUCACUGGACAAAGAAACCUCAGAGUGGUGUGUAUAGCACUGGGAGCAGCGGUAUCUUGUUAUGUGAGGCAGAAGGAGAACCUGAGCCCACGAUCAAGUGGAGAGUCAAUGGCUCCCCAAUCGACAAAAAUCCAUUUGCUGGUGAUGUUGUCUCCCCCAGGGAAAUCAGUUUUACCAACCUGCAACCAAAUCACACUGCUGUGUACCAGUGUGAAGCCUCAAAUGUCCAUGGCACUAUCCUUGCCAAUGCCAAUAUCGACGUUGUAGAUGUCCGUCCACUGAUACAAACCGAAGAUGGAGAGAACUAUGCGACGGUGGUUGGGUACAGUGCUCUCUUACACUGCGAGUUCUUUGCUUCACCUGAGGCAACGGUGUCCUGGCAGAAAGUGGAGGAGGCGAAACCUCUUGAAGGUAGACGGUACCAUGUCCAUGAAAAUGGCACAUUGCAGAUCAACAACACCACAGAAGAUGAUGCUGGCUCAUACUCUUGUUGGGUUGAAAAUGCUAAAGGAAAAACUGCAGUCACGGCCACCUUGGAUAUUAGAAAUGCUACAAAACUUCAAGUUGCUCCUAAGAAUCCUCGUGUCCCCAGAUUGCAUGCACUUGAAUUAUAUUGUGAGAGCACGUGUGACCCACAUUUGAAGCAGACUUUGAAGCUGACCUGGAGUAAGAAUGGAGAAGCCUUUGAAAUUAAUGCCACAGAGGAUGGCAGGAUAAUUAUCGAUGGAGCUAAUCUGACUAUAUCUAAUGUCACCUCAGAGGACCAAGGUAUUUACUCCUGUUCAGCUCACACUGCUUUGGAUAGUGUCACUGAUGUAACUCAAGUAACUGUCCUCGAUGUUCCGGAUCCACCAGAAAACCUACAGUUGUCUGAAAGACAGAACAGGAGUGUUCGGCUGACGUGGGAAGCUGGAGAUGACCACAAUAGCCAUAUUAUCGAGUAUAUUGUUGAAUUUGAAGGAAACAAAGAAGAACCUGGACGAUGGGAGGAACUGGCUAGAGUCCAAGGCAAAGAAACAACAGUCAUGCUAUCUUUGGCCCCAUAUGUCAGAUACCAGUUCAGGGUCGUAGCCGUGAAUGAAGUAGGGAGAAGCCAGCCUAGCCUGCCGUCAGACCAUCAUGAAACCCCUCCAGCAGCUCCAGACAAGAAUCCUCAAAACAUAAGGGUUCAAGCCUCUCAACCCAAGGAAAUGAUUAUAAAAUGGGAGCCUUUGAAAUCCAUGGAGCAGAAUGGACCAGGACUGGAGUAUAGAGUGACCUGGAAGCCACAGGGAGCCCCCGUGGAGUGGGAAGAAGAAACCGUCACAAACCACACCUUGCGGGUGAUGACGCCGACUGUCUAUGCUCCUUACGAUGUCCAAGUCCAAGCCAUCAAUCACCUUGGCUCUGGCCCUGAGCCCCAGUCAGUGAUUCUCUAUUCUGGGGAAGACUAUCCUGAUACGGCUCCAGUGAUCCAUGGGGUGGACGUUAUAAACAGCACAUUAGUUAAAGUGACGUGGUCAACGAUUCCAAAGGACAGAGUACAUGGACAUCUGAAAGGAUAUCAGAUAAAUUGGUGGAAAACAAAAAGUCUGUUGGAUGGAAGAGCACACCCCAAAGAAGUAAACAUUCUGAGAUUUUCAGGACAAAGAAACUAUGGAAUGGUUCCUUCUCUAGAUGCGUUUAGUGAAUUUCACUUAACAGUUUUAGCCUAUAAUUCCAAAGGAGCCGGUCCAGAGAGUGAGCCUUAUAUAUUUCAAACACCAGAAGGAGUACCUGAACAACCAGCUUUUCUCAAGGUCAUCAAAGUUGAUAAGGACACUGCCACUUUAACCUGGGGACUACCUAAGAAACUGAACGGAAACUUAACUGGUUAUCUACUACAGUAUCAGAUAAUAAAUGACACCUAUGAGCUUGGAGCACUAAAUGAUAUCAACAUUACAACUCCAUGGAAGCCCAGCUGGCGUCUCUCAAACCUCAAUGCCACUACCAAGUACAAAUUCUACUUGAGGGCUUGCACUUCAAAGGGCUGCGGAAAACCAAUCACCGAGGAAAGCUCCACGUUAGGAGAAGGGAGUAAAAGUAUCGGGAAGAUAUCAGAAGGAGUCAAUCUUACUCAAAAGACUCACCCAGUAGAGGUAUUUGAGCCGGGAGCUGAACAUAUAGUUCGCCUAUUGACUAAGAAUUGGGUUGAUAACAAUAGCAUUUUUGAAGAUGUAAUUGAGACAAGAGGGAGAGAAUACGCUGGUUUAUACGAUGACAUCUCCACUCAAGGCUGGUUUAUUGGAUUAAUGUGUGCCAUUGCUCUUCUCACGCUAAUCCUGUUAACUAUUUGCUUUGUGAAGAGGAACAGAGGUGGAAAGUACUCAGUGAAAGAAAAGGAAGAUCUGCAUCCAGAUCCAGAAGUUCAGUCGGUGAAAGAUGAGACCUUUGGUGAAUACAGUGACAGUGAUGAAAAACCUCUCAAAGGAAGCCUUCGAUCCCUUACCAGGGAUAUGCAGGCCACAGAAAGCGCUGACAGCUUAGUCCAGUAUGGAGAAGGCGACCACGGUCUGUUCAAUGAAGAUGGAUCAUUUAUUGGAGCUUAUGCUGGGUCUAAGGAGAAAGGAUCUAUUGAAAGCAAUGGAAGUUCUACAGCAACAUUUCCACUCCGAGCUUAAAUGUAUCCCAUGUAAACAUCUGUGGUUCACACCAACCGUCCAUAUUUAUCUGUUCAAGGGAGCAAGAACUUUCAUGUAGGAAUAGAAACACAUCGGCAAAAGAUUUCAUCCAGAGUCCGAACAUCUUGCAAUUAUGUUGAGAAAAAUAGCACUGCCUUGAAAAAAUAAAAUAUCAAGCACUACAGGC